CGCCUGUUGCUGUUGCUAGACUGAAUCUUUUCGCCAUGGCGGCUGCCGUGUCCGUUAGGAGCACCGCUGACAGUGAAUCCUCGCACCCUGCUUCUAGCCCAGGUCUCGAAUUGCCUCGUCGUGUGGACGACUGGGGAUUUUCGGAGUAUGGUGAGACGGGAGUAGACGAUGAGAACCAGCGGAGGACCGAGGAGGAGCUGCCGACACUAACUGCCGAAGAGAUUGAAAGCCGCCUCGAGAGGACCCGCAGAGAGUUUCAUAACCGUCGUAAAAUUAUUAUCAAAAAUCUGCCAGCUGACAUCUCUAACCAGGAAGUCCAUGACCUGCUGAGCAACUAUGAUUUGAAAUACUGCUUUGUGGAUAAAUACAAAGGAACAGCUUUUGUCACACUGCUAAAUGGUGAACAGGCAAAAUCUGCAAUCAAGGAGUUUCAUCUGUACAUUUUACGGGACAAAGAAAUCUCUGUACAGCUGCAGCCCACAGAUGCCUUAUUAUGUAUUGCUAACCUGCCCUUGUCUUACACACAGCAACAAUUUGAUGAGUUGGUGCGUCCUUUUGGGAACAUAGAACGUUGCUUUCUGGUCUGUAGUGAGAGUACUGGUCAUUCCAAAGGGUAUGGGUUUGUUGAAUAUAUGAAAAAGGAUUCUGCCGCCCGAGCCAAAUCAGAAUUGUUGGGAAAGCAACUGGGCACCCGUAUGCUGUAUGUACAUUGGACUGAAGUGAAUUCACUCACAUAUCCGUUACUUCAUUCUCGGUGCUUAUGUGUGGAUAGACUUCCCCGUGGACUUAAAAAUGCAGAUGACUUAAAGGAAUUAUUUGCCAGCUUCCAUCAACCUGUUUUUUGUCAGUUGGCUCAAGGUCAAGACGGACAUUUCAAGAGAUUUGCAGUGCUGGAGUUUGAGACGUCAGAAAUAGCAGAAUCGGUCCAGCGUCAUUGUGAUGGGCUGGCUUUUGGCACAGGCUAUUUACGUGUGUCCUUCUGUGCUCCAGGACCCCCGGGUCGAAGCAUGCUGGCAGCCUUGAUUGCAGCCCAGGCAAUGGCAUUAAAUCGAGGGAAAGGGUUACUUCCUGAGCCAAAUGCACUUCAAAUUCUCACGAGUCUGAACAAUCCUGCCACUCUGAAGUUGCUGUUGAACCCCCUAUUGCACGGACCCCAAGCCCCCUCUGGAAGGAAGCAUGGUAUUCUUGGAACACCCCCUUCAUUGCCCUUCUUGGGUAAUCCUGCUAUUUCAACAGCACUACUACAAAUGCUGCUCCAGAAUCAAACCCCACCUCAACAGAAUGUAUUACUUGGAAAUCCUCUGCUUCUGCAGAAUCUUGUUUGGACUCAACUACUCCAGAAUAAGGAAAACCAGGCCUUCCUCAGUACAGGGAUUUUGGGGGAAUCCCCACUCACAGCUUUACCCCCAAUGAAUACAGUUCAGGGUGGAGGUAUAAUGAAUGAUUUAAUUGCAGGUGGUGUUUUGCCUGGUGUUGGUUUGCAUUCUGAUGUACCUUCUGCAUCAGUUAAACCGUCCCAUCUCCCUGGAGGGAAUGUACCUUUGCCUCAUCUUCUUGGUGGAGUCUCUGCUGAAAGAGAAUCUCCUACAGCCAUAGGAUUACACCUUCCACCACAGAGCUCAUCGACCCUGCCAGGCAUAGCCAACCCAGUUAUUAAUACUGUACUUGCCAACCUGCAGCAAAAUCAAGGGAUGACUGGAGAAAAUGGACCCUCUUUGCCUGGGGUCUCAAUACUAGGAGAGCCACCAAAAGAUUUGAAAAUGCAACAGAACCCAUUUUUGAAUAUUCAGAGCAUUUUUCCUGGUGCUGGCAUGUCCGGUACUCCCACAAAAUUGCACUCUAGCCGAAAGAAACCUUCAGUUUUGGGAAACAUGUCCAAUCCUAGACUCUCAUCCAUUUCACAAAUGGAUUUUUCCAUUCCUCCUACUGGAAGGUACCAGGACAACUAUGUUUUCAGAGACCAUAGACAGGAUAAUGCAUACCAACUGCAAGAGUCCCCUGAAUCUGUGGUACGAGGUCUUCCCCCAUACCGAUCAAAGGGUCCUUAUCCUGCAAGCUACAGUGAAUGGAGUAAUUUUGGUCCAUCUUCGUCUGUUGCUCCAUUCAAUGCUGGUUCACCUAGUUCUUAUUUUCAAAGUGGAAUAAAUGCAGGCUUCAAGCAGUCACAUUUAAACAAGGCUGUGGGAACAUCUGUGAAUCAUGGUGGUGGAAUGUAUGGUUAUGGUCUAAGCUCAUCUCCUACUGGGAAUUUACACAAGACUCCAGGUGGAGGGCAGAAAAGAGUUUUUUCUCAUCUCAUUCCUUCCCCUGAACCCAGUCCAGAAGGUGGAUAUAUUGGCCAGCAUUCACAGGGUCUUGGCGGGCAUUAUGCAGAUUCCUAUUUGAAAAGGAAGAGAAUAUUUUAAGAUGAGCCCUGGAGUAGCUAACACCCAUUCUGUUCUAAUCAUGUGCUCGAAUUUCAUUUUUAAUAUAUAAUAUAUAUUGUGUGAAGAAUGUUUUGAUUUGAUCUCAUUUUUUGCCUGUGGGCAAUAAUGAGCAACUCUAGUUCUAUUAUUUUAUUCCUUUUUCUGGAAAGGCUAUUAUGGGCCAACUUUGUUUACUGAUUCAUAAGGUCUUUAAUUUGGUAUAAGAAUACUUCUGUAUCAUUAUGCUCCUUUCCUUUUUUUAAUUAAGUUUUUAGUUGUUUUUAAUUUAAAUUUUGUGUAUGUAAAUUCUUUUUAAUUUAAGUUAGCCUUUCCUUAUUGUUAUGACAGACUUGUUAUAAUGGAAAGUGUGUGUUCCUGUGUUCUGUUCAUUUGUCACAUUUUACAGAUGUCAAAGAUUUGAUUUAAUUUUUCCUCUGACCUUUUUAAUUUCUAGUGUCGUGUGUAUGUGUUUUUCUGUAUUGUCUUCUUGGCUAUGUAUAAAUAGUUUGUUUAUAGUAAGCAUUGCAUACCUUUUAAUUGUUAAUGAAAGCUACUUGAGCCUCUUGACAGAAAUAUUUUCCAGUUGUAAUGACUGGAUAACUUUGUGCUACAUUUUUAAAAUUGUGCAACAGUUGCAAAUACUUAUUUUUACAUGGAAUAUUUCUUCCUUAUUUUUGUAAUCAUUAAAAGUGGCACUUCUUAAUGGAAUUUCCAUGUAGUCUUUAAGACCAUUAGUUUGAAAUUUUAUUUUAUUUUUUUUGGCAGUAGUGUCCAUCUAGGGUUUUACAACCAUAUACUUAAGUAAUUUCAGUGUAGACAGACUGGGAACCAUUAUUUAGUUGCUGCUUUUAAAAUGCAUACAUCUAUAUUUGUACUAAAUUUGCAUAAUCUUUCAAUCAGAGCUGCCUUAUUCAAAAGCUGUUACUUGCACUAUUUGUUAAAUAUUUAAACCUGGGUUAUUGCAAUGUAGUUUUUCAAUUGAAAUUUGUGGAAAGGGUUUAUAAGAAAGGGUAUAUUCUUUCAUGAUCCAAAGGAACAUUCAGUUUUAAUUUAAGGUCAGAGUAUUAGCAAAUUUUGACUACAUGAUUCAGGUUGAUGCGAGUGUGGUGUGUUUGUCCCCGUCCCCCUUCCUUUCUUUCCUUGAAGCUAGCAACACCAUCACAAAAGUGUUCUCCAUAAUAUUUGACUGCACUUGACUGUUCAAUUUCCGUCUCUUAUGGUGAUUGUAAGGAUAGGAAAAACACAUUUUAUAGUGGAAUUUAAGCUUUACACAUCACAAGUUUGUGUUUGUUAAUAGACACAAGGUUUUUUUUCCCCCUCUCUUUUUUGAUAUCUUCUCACUAUUUUCAUGGUUUUGUUAUUUAUUUCAUAAGGGCUGUGUGUGUGUGUGUAUAUGUAUAUAUAUAUAUAUAUAUAUAUAUAUAUGUGUGUGUGUGUGUGUGUGUGUGUGUGUGUGUGUGUACGCACCCCUCCCGCUGUUCUCUUUUUGAGAAAACACUUUUUAGUUCAUUUAAAAAUGCCAGCUCUUAACUUUUAAUGUCAUUGAAGGGGUUCUCUUAGUCCAUUGAUCUUUCUUGUUUCUUUUCUAGCAUCAGAUGCACAAUAUACAUACACUGCCAAUAUAAAGCAAAUUGUGUGGAAGGAAUUGUAUACUGUUUUCAGUGGACCAAGUGAUUCAGCUUUUUGUGUACCUUGAGAUAUAUAUAUAUUUUUUUUCCUUCACUGGACUACUGCUCUUCUUCAAUGUUUGACACAGUAAAAUUUAAUUUGAAAACAUUUGUGUCCGUCUUUUACUUUUAAACGUUUGUAUUGGCAUCACCUAGUUUGUUCUUUUUGUUUAAUUUUAUCUCCUUGCUACUUUGCCAGACACAACUGCCUUGACUUUGUAAUUACCUCACAGCUUGUUCAGCCAAACUAGGAUGUUACACGUGUGUCAUUUGUAGUGUUUUCUGAUCAAAGUAGAUGUAUGAUCUUCCCUUUCUGGGUGUCUGUGCCAUAAACAUUGACUUGUUUGUGUCCAUUCUGAAUAACGGCACAAUCAGGGUGGUUUUUUUGUUUUUUUCCUUCCUAAUUUCAUUUCAUAUUUGCCCAUAGUUAAGUGUUUUGAUUUCCACAUUUAAACAUUGUUCAGUUAACACUAAGGGUUUUAAGUAUGAAUAAUAACUUUGUCGGCCCUUCAUUCUCCUCAGUGUGAAGUAUUUGAAUGUGCAGCAGAGUAUCUGAACAGUUUAACCUGUUCUUUGUGUGGCAUUUAGCCAAAGUUAAAGUAAGAGUGUGAAAUCUAAUUGGAUUUAAAAGCGCAUUUAAUUUUGACUUUAAAAUGCAUUUUGCCAUGUGUUGAACAAGCUUGAAUUAAUAAAAUAUAGUAAAUGUCUGUUUUAUUGAGUAAAUUCUUUUGUAAACCGUGAUGGCAUGAAAAAAAUAGCAAUCCCCUUUUGAAGGACUGUAAAUCCGAGCAAGAAACUUACAGGAGACGAUGCCCAUCAUUGCUAAAGAGCUGUGUGAAAUUCUAUAUAGGUUGAUACAUUUGUUUUACGUUUUAGUUUUCAUUUUAGAUUGUAAUAAUCAAACACCCUUCCUGUUUUAUGAGAGUAUAAGGUAACUAAACAUGUUUGAUCACCACAUAGUGACAGAGAGAGAGAGAGUUGCAUUAGUUUUGAAUUAUCAGGCGGCAGGUAGUAGUAUUCCAAGUCUAGCCAGAGUGAAUUUUAUAGUGUGUCUUUAAAUAACUAAAUCCCUUUUUCUACUUUUCUGCCAUGUUUAACAAAACAUUUCAAUUCACGUGUGAAGCUUACUGAUUAUGCAGAUUUAUAUUGUGGUGAAGUUUGUUGCAGUAAAAUAACAUGGACAUUUAGUACUCGAUUAAAAUAAAGUAUUGUUUAGAAACUUCAAAAGCCUUCCAUAUUAGCCUACUACUUUAAGGAUUCUAAAUUUAACAGGCAUGCUUUGAAGAAGAUGAAGCCACCUAAAUAAAGCUGGUUUAUUAAUUCUCAUAUGUGACCUUAUGUGGAUUUGUAUCUUUAGUAUUUUAAACAGUUUUCAUUUGAUGUACUACUGACAUUUUGAGCGACUGCACUAUAAUGUACAGUGUUCAGUGAUGCUAAACAUUAGAAGACUGAAAUUGUUUGAACUUUGCAGUUAAUGUGGUUUGUUUCUUUAAAUCUUCCUACCACUUAACUGUUACCAUGUAGUGAUGAUUGCAUGUCCUUGAGGCACUUAGUUAUUAUUUUCAUAUAAUGCCUAUGUAAAAAACUCUGUUCAAACUUAAGGUGUCAAAUUGCAAAAAAGGGAAGGCGAGGAAACAAUUCUCAAGGUAGGAAGGAGAAAAGUGCAGAAAUGUAACAUGUAACACUCCUGCUUUAUUCAUUCUAGUGCUUGCUUCUGUAAUACACCUCUAUGAAAGUGAUCAUUACUUUAACAAGUCAAAUUGCAGUCUUUAUUUCAUUACAGGCAAUUGGAAAGGAAUGGUCAUUUAUUUCUACUUGUGCCUAGCCAUCCAUUUCCUGAAUUUAAAAUAAAUGUCCGAUCUGCCUGUUUUCAGUCCAUAAUUAGCAAUGACCAUGAUUUUAUUUUGGGCUAGUCUGUGGCUGUUUUCUUUUAGCGUUCAGAAUGCAGAAUUGCUUAAAGGAUCUCCGAGUUCAUCAAAACCUAUUGAACAUAGUAUUUCAAAUAAGCCCAGUGUUUAGGAG
This is a messenger RNA of Polypterus senegalus (gray bichir), 6094 nucleotides long. It is a transcript of the gene raver1, whose product is annotated as ribonucleoprotein, PTB-binding 1. Gene Ontology annotation, molecular function: mRNA binding. The record is from RefSeq and is a predicted model, not a curated record. Bases 36 to 2405 code for a protein of 789 amino acids. Gene Ontology annotation, cellular component: cytosol. NCBI's taxonomy places the organism in Eukaryota, Metazoa, Chordata, Cladistia, Polypteriformes, Polypteridae. The transcript is spliced from 15 exons.